Molecule: messenger RNA, 3228 nt
Organism: Stylophora pistillata
Lineage: Eukaryota; Metazoa; Cnidaria; Anthozoa; Scleractinia; Pocilloporidae
Source: RefSeq, a predicted model, not a curated record
AAUUACCUCAUUUCGGCACCGUUUAAAAGCCUUGACGCUGUUUAAUUACCCGUCUUGUGUAUAUUUGCCCUCGAAACCUGUUCCAUUAUCCUUGCAGUAUCCUCUUGGGACACAGCGUUUCGCUAGAUCUCUUGGAAGGUAGUGCUCAGCUGGUUAAUCUUUCAAAUCGUUUAAAUCGCGAGUCGUGUUCCUUCAUCAUGAUAGUGACCUCACACAGUAACAUAAUCGCAUCAUUACAUCACAGCAUGAGCUAAGAUCGUCUGAAGUAUUUCACGGAUUUCUCAGAGGUUACUUGAAGGCCGAUCGAGUUGUAAGAUUAAUCGACCACUGGCGCGGUGCUAUUCAAAAUAAUCUUGUAUCGAAGGAGACAUGUCCUUUAAAUUCAAUAAAAAGGCCGUGGUAACUGGCGUGAGUUCCGUAGAGACAGAUAAGUUCCUGGUUUAUGCUCAAACAGUGAAGAGAGUCUCAUCAGAAAAUAGCUGUUCCCUUGACAAUAAUAUUUUUUGUGUCGACGUUGGGGCGGCGGCAUUAAAGAAACAAUCAAAAAAGGAACGAAAAUGGUCAGAAGAAGAACUGGAAAAUGCAAAAAUAACCCCAGGGGCAAUAAUAACAGUGAACGGCAAAGAGAGAUACGUCAAAACAGAGGUUGAGGUUAUAGAUCACUUGAGACUUCUCGGUUCUCAAGCUUUCCAACUAUUCUGUCCAGCUUUUGGGUCAGUUUCAGACAACGAGAUCUUCAACACCUCAUAUCCAACAGCUUCGAUUGACCAGGCGCGCCGGCUGGUGUGCGCAGAACAGCCUGUACCCAAUUUACGCUGGGUGCAGUGUAAAAAUGUCUCAUUAUCUUAUAAUCAAACCAUGGGCAUUAAAGAAGCCACCCUUUUGGCCGUCGACAUCGUCCAUAUGGAGCGCGCCGGAAAACUGGUCUCAACUUCGGUUCAACAAACUGUCACCGCUAAGCUUAACUGCAAAACAUUCCGAUCGAAAGUGGACCCUAAAUGUCCUGGCGCCUCUAGUUUUAGCCCCGCUCUUGCCUUGGUAAAGAUGGUGGACGAGGAUGUACCCGCCUCACAACCCCGAUCGUGGGCUGAGAUUGAAACUCUACUCCUUUAUUAACUUACUGACUUUUUGUCUCAGGGGGGAGGGGAGGGAGGUGCACACGUUGACAUGAAUACACGUUGGUGUACUUGAGGCUAUCUUGGUCCAGGGGUAGGAUACAUCAUGACAAAACUGGUGAAAAAAUGGUACAAGAAUUGGUACAGUUUAUCAUGAAUAUCUUAAAUUUUGUAAAAAAGGCAUCAUUGUUCUAAUUCUAAAUUUUUUUGGACAGUAUAACUUGCUUUCUUUGAUUUCCAUCUUAAUUUGUUUCAUUUUCCCAGUACAAUGAACGUCACUCAUUUUAUACUUAGCGAACAAUGGCGAAAGAGAUUAAGUAAUCAAAUAAAAUGGAAUUACCUAAAUUUUGACCCAUGUGUCCCUUUGUCAGGUUGAAAGGGGAUUCCCGCCUACAUACCAGGUUUAUUUACGCCGUUGAACCGUUGGGAGAGCAUAUUAAAGUGUUCACUUGAUGAACCAAGAAGGUUUGUACACACAAAUGGAAAUACCUCUUACUAACUGAGAUCGAAGUCCGUACUGUAAGUUACGGACUGAGUCUGUUUUUCGCUCGGAUUUAUCCUUAAAACUCCUAGCGCGAGAGCCAUAAAUCCGCGCGAAAAAAAUGAUGUUCCAUAACUUACAGUACGAACCGAGAAAAUGAGGUUAUUAAGAUAUUUAUUACAUCUGUGUUCGAAUGGAGGGGGAAGUUUUCAAUUCUAACAAAAUUUUGUAUUUAGUGGGCUGUACAUUGAUAUGUGACGCGCUAAAUUGACCAACCAUCAACUAACUAGGAGAUAUAAAAAGAUAGAAUUAUCUAUCGAUAAACCGCCAUGGAAAUGAAUUCUUAGAAAGCCUUCUUUAACAGCCGCAUCAAGUUAAGGGUACGCAAAUUGGAAUCUAAUUCCUACCCUAGUUGUAAGACAUUGGACUGAUCGUAAAAGGAUAAAGAAUAAUUAUUGAUUUAUUCGGCACGCAAUUUCAAAAUGAGGCCUGAAAUAUUUCUUUAUUCAUUAUUGAGAUUUAUUGCCAUCGACUUUGCCUCACCGACACUCUUCAGGCACACGGCCAAAAUCAGCUUGUGGCAAAUCUUCCAGUUGUCAAUUUUCGUUCUCAGCCGCAUGAAAUACCACUAACAAAGCCAAGUACAGUUGAACCUGUUUGGGGAUCACCAACGGGGAAUGGUGAUACGAAUUUUUCAGUCUUCUUAGCAGCUAUAAUCUGAUAAAAUUUGACAAACUACCUCGGACAAAAAAAUGGUAAACGCUUUGAACCUGAAUGAGUGGCGCGAAAGGCGGGUGACGUGUCAACAGCUGAUUGGCGAUAUCAAAGAAACUUCUCGUAAUUUUUCACGUGCGCUGGUAAGGCUUUUCUCGGGGCUAAAAAUGCUUGAAAAAACACCACACUAAAUAUGAUAAAAAAUUGUAACAAAGUCAAUUAUUCUAACAAUAUGCGAAUUUUUUAGAGCCAAACAAUUGAGUAAUACGUGCUCAUAUAAAAGUGGAAACCAGUCCGGCAGAAGACGAAGUCUAUCAAAAAUUCACCUCUAGGAAACAACUAUUUAACAAUGGACAUGUAUUAACGUUAAAUUGUAGAAGGCUAGUUGAUCACAUCUGAACAGGUAGCCGAAUUUUCCAAAAGUACAUCACUUCAUAUUUUCGUUUAUUGAACGAUUAUGAGUUGGUUACAUAUUGUUUUUCUAUUUGUUCCGCUGUAUUACUGGAUUGAGUGUUUGAACCCACCCACUUUAAACAAGGGCGGAUAUUCAGACCUCAAAGCUGUGGCCAAAGUGCUCAGUGCCUCAGUGCUUUCCUCAGGAACCAUACAUUGCCUACAGAAUGGCGUAAGGAGUUCUGAGGGAUUGGCAAUUAAAGUUGCCAAUGAUGACGACGAAAUGCCUCAGCAAAUUUUGCAACAAGAAAAAAUUCUUUUAUUCUUUAACACUGAGUAGUUGGGUGGUGUUUUAGACUCUUUAAGUUGAACUCAUGUUUGAAACUGGAGACUUUUGAUACGACAUCGAGAUCCUCUCAUUUCAUCUUAGGGUGAGAGAAUGCGGUUUUAAUCGCUUUCCCAAGUGAAUAGAAAAAUCAAUACUCAACCACCUCUUCGAAUCGUUCGAAAAAUUGAAAACAAAAC